UAUCUCUACCGCCACAUACCAGGAGGAACAGUCACAGGAGUGAUUGACCUGAAUAUAAACACAGCAAUGCCAUGACGCAGUCUAAAUACAUUUCACAAAUGAGUUGCCAGAAGCUAAAGACUCAUUUGAGGCUUCUUUUAUGACGAGUUAGUCCAGUGGAAUUUUGUCUUUUUUACAGUUUUACUUUUGCAUAGCUCAUACUUAAAUUUACAACAUAUAUUAUUAUUUGUAUAUGUCUAUCCAACAUCUACAAACAAUAAUGGAGGUGGAAGGCUGGGACCCCAAUCUGGAGGAAGAGCUGGGCAUUUCUCUGGAUGAGCUGAAGAAGUGGAUUGAUGAGGCUGUGGAGAAGAGUGAGAUUGUGCAGAAGAAAAAUGCUCAACUGACAGAGUUCAAGGAAUGGGUGGAGCAGAAAGAGGAAGAGGAGUCAAAGACAAACGCGCUUCUCAUCGAUGCCAACAAAUCCAUAUUGGAGUGUGAGAAGCUUGUGAAGGAAACCUACCAAAAGAACGGUCUUGUUUACCGAGAGAGCAGCUCGGAGGAUGAGGGAGGCGGGGGGGGCUUGUUGCCCUCUGAAGUCAUCGAGAUAGACGAUGACGAAGACGAUGACGUCAUUGAUGUUGGCUGUUUGGUUCCUCCAAAGAAACCCGGCACCCCUUGCACAGAUCCACUGUUAAAAGAUGCCUCGACAGCGCUACAGAAAACCUCCCAGCAGGUGCAGAAGUUGGUCCACAUUGUCACCAAGCCUUCACUAAAUGCUGCUUUGCAACGGUCUCCAUUAAAGCCUCCACCGCAGUCAGGUAUUCAGGCUUCAGUGCCAGCAGUGUUUGUGUCCCAGGCUCCGUCUCAUUCCAUGACGCAGCCGAACCCAAACAUCACAGAAGACGAGCUGAGAGUCGGGAUGACCAUUCUGGGAAAGAAACGCACCAAGACCUGGCACAAAGGCACCCUAGUUUCUAUCAGCCCUGUGGGAAAUGGUGUAUUCAAGUAUAAAGUGAAGUUUGAUAAAGGGAAGAGUCUGCUGUCUGGGAAUCAUGUAGCUUUCGAAUAUAACCCCACCCUGGAGAUUCUGUAUGUCGGGGCUCGUGUCGUCGCCAAGUACCAGGACGGCAUCCUGGUGUGGCUCUACGCUGGAGUCGUGGCAGAGAUGCCCAACAACAAGAACCGCAUGAGGUUUCUGAUCUUUUUUGAUGAUGGCUAUGCUUCAUAUGUCCACCUACCUGAUCUCCACCCAGUUUGCCGACCAUUGAAGCGUACCUGGGAGGAUAUAGAGGAUGCAUCAUGCCGAGACUUCAUUGAGGAGUACAUCACGGCAUAUCCCAGCAGGCCUAUGGUGCUCCUGAAGGUCGGACAGAUCAUCAAGACUGAGUGGGAGGGAACCUGGUGGAAGAGCAAAGUGGAGGAGGUGGAAGGGAGCUUGGUCAAGAUCCUCUUUUUGGAUGACAAGAGGAGUGAGUGGAUUUACAGAGGCUCCACCAGGUUGGAGCCAAUGUUCAACCUGAAGAUGACCACCGCCAACACCCAGGAGAAGAAGCUGGCUGGCCAGCAGAGGAGCCGUCCUAACAUGGGGGCGUUGAGGAGUAAAGGUCCAGUAGUCCAGUACACCAGUGACGGACAUGUUGGAACUUCGGUCAAAACGCCGCAGGGCUCACCCAGCCAGCCUCCGCAGAUAUCACAACAACAAUCACCACAACAACAAAAAUCACAACAACAACAACAACAACACCAACAACAGGGUCCUCAGCCCCUUCAGCCACAACAAAUCCAACAGAUUCUUCCGCCUCCUCAGCCCCCUCAGCCUCUUCGUGUUGACAACAAACAUCAGAUGGCAAAGAAGAGCACCUCUCCGUUUAUUCCAGGGAUAGGAGGGACCCAUGCCUCCAAAAUCAUGCAGUCUCUUUCUGCCAGCCCCAUGAGUGCAAGAAUGUUGAGCACCCAGGAUAUUGUUGGUCCCACUUUCAAGCAGUCCUUUCCGAGACCCCCCCUUCUGGUCUCUUUCCCCCCUGCUAUUCCCCACACGAUGGCCGUUGUCCCACAUCAGCCCUCUUACCGCGCCUCCACGGACCGCAUCUUCUACCUGGCACACUCCUGUCAGCCCGCAUGUCUGAACCGCGUCAGACCUGUAAAACCAGACGUGCACCGAGGGAAGAACCCCCUCCUCACACCUCUACUGUACGACUUCAGACGCAUGACGGGACGGCGCAAAGUUAACCGGAAGAUGUCUUUCCAUGUGAUCUACAAGGCUCCGUGUGGGCUUUGCCUGCGAAACAUGGGGGAGAUCCAGCAUUACCUCUUCCAGACGCGCUGUGACUUUAUCUUCUUGGAGAUGUUCUGUCUCGACCCCUACGUGCUCGUGGACCGGCCCUUCCAGCCACAGAGGCCCUUCUAUUACAUUCCAGACAUCACUAAUGGAAAAGAGGACAUCCCCCUCUCCUGCGUCAAUGAGAUCGAUUCCGGCCCGCCUCCGAAAGUAGCUUACAGUAAAGAGCGGAUUCCUGAAGAUGGAGUAUACAUCAACACCAGUGCAGACUUCCUGGUCGGGUGUGAGUGCACCGACGGCUGUCGAGACAAGUCCAAAUGCUCUUGCCACCAGCUGACCCUUCAGGCUACAGGUUGUACACCGGGGGCACAGAUUAACACCAAUGCUGGAUUUUUGCACAAACGAUUAGAGGAGUGCCUCCCUACAGGGAUCUACGAGUGUAAUAAGCGGUGUAAAUGCUGUGCUGAGAUGUGCACCAACAGGCUGGUGCAGCAUGGUCUGCAGGUGCGUCUCCAGCUCUUUAAGACCCAGAACAAAGGCUGGGGCAUCCGCUGUCUGGAUGACGUGGCCAAAGGCUCUUUUGUCUGCAUCUAUGCUGGUAAAAUCUUGACGGACGACUUUGCUGACAAAGAAGGUCUAGAGAUGGGCGACGAGUAUUUUGCCAAUCUGGACCAUAUAGAGAGUGUGGAGAACUUCAAGGAGGGCUAUGAGAGCGAGGCUCACUGCUCGGACAGCGAGGGGAGCGGCGUGGACGUGUCGAGGAUAAAAAUCCAACCCUCCGCUUUAGUAACAAAUAAAGCUGGAGGGAGGCUGCCCAGAAAGGGUGAGUCCAAGCCCAAAGCCCAAACCGCAAGCUCGGGAGACAGCAAUGACGAAGAUGAGAAGGACUCAAAGAGCGAAGACGAAAGUGACAGUUCGGACGACACGUUUGUGAAGGAAAACUACUUCAGCUCCAGCUCGGUGUGGAGGAGCUACACCACCCGGGGUCAGGCCAAGGGCAACAAGGAAGGGAGUCAAGACAGUAAAGAUGGCUUGAGCCUUUCAGCAAAAGGAACCGAUGAGGAGAAGAAUCCGCCGUCCAUGCCUGAGGAGACGGGGAAAAGCAAAGUGGCUUUAUGGCUCACCAGCCAGGGGCUGAAGAAGGAGUCCGGGGACGGCAAAAGUCAAGUGAAGUCAGAGUCGGGGAAGAAGCAGGAUGUGAUGACUCUCUCUGACAGUGAUGAUGUUCAGACCAUCAGCUCUGGAUCUGAAGACAACAAGGAGAAAGAGAAAGUCAUCCCGGGUGUGACUAAGAAGCAGGUAGCAGUGAAAUCUACUCGUGGGAUCGCUCUGAAGGGCAGCCACGGCAUGAUGGUGAAAACGGGACCACCUGGAGGCGGGGGAGGGCAGGGAGGUCAGGGAGGGAAAACAGGAAAGCAGGGACACACUGGGGGAGGCGGGGAAAACACUUACAAAAAUUCCCGCCUGUUCUUUGACGGGGAAGAGUCCUGCUACAUCAUUGAUGCCAAGUUGGAAGGAAACCUCGGGCGGUACCUCAAUCACAGCUGUAGUCCUAACCUUUUCGUCCAGAAUGUGUUUGUGGACACGCAUGACUUGAGGUUUCCCUGGGUGGCGUUCUUUGCCAGCAAGCGGAUCCGGGCCGGCACGGAGCUGACGUGGGACUAUAACUACGAGGUGGGCAGCGUGGAGGGGAAGGUGCUGCUGUGCUGCUGCGGGUCCACCGAGUGCAGAGGGAGGCUGCUGUGAUCCUUCUCUGCUUUAUCUGUUGGAAACUAGAAGUCCUUUUAACUCUGUAACUUUGUUCUGUUUUUGUUUGAUAUUUUUUAAAGUUGAUCCAUGCAUUUUAUUACAGCUGUUUUGCGGCUUUAUUUUAUAAGAAACAUGUUUCCUGAUGUGUCUCAUUUUAUCCAUAAAUCUCUUUCUUUACACAUGAAUAAAGAAUAAAAUGCAAUGUUUCUUCAAUGAA
This is a messenger RNA of Gymnodraco acuticeps, 4226 nucleotides long. RefSeq names its product SET domain bifurcated histone lysine methyltransferase 1b (gene setdb1b). Lineage: Eukaryota; Metazoa; Chordata; Actinopteri; Perciformes; Bathydraconidae. The record is from RefSeq and is a predicted model, not a curated record. Gene Ontology annotation, cellular component: nucleus. The transcript has 25 exons. Gene Ontology annotation, molecular function: zinc ion binding; protein binding; DNA binding. Bases 233 to 4006 code for a protein of 1257 amino acids. Gene Ontology annotation, biological process: heterochromatin organization; negative regulation of gene expression.